AGGGGAAAGAAAAGGAAGAAAAGCAGGCUCAGAGACACAAACACGCAACAUACGAUACGAGCACGCACACAUGUUGACUCCGGACAUCUGGAAACGCUUGUUCCCGUCGCGAUCCAAAAGUAGAGCCUCCUCGAAGUCCAGAGGGUACGAUUUGGGGCACCGCCAUCCCUUGCGAUUUCAAUCAGAAAGCUCGGGAGGCAUCAUGUCCAUCAAGUGUUUCAAUCUCUGCUCGGGCCUCAGAUUCCUGGGCUACUUGAUGAUCCUUCUUGUUGCUGCAAUUAUCGCUGUCUCCUACUGCGCCGUCGUUGUGCUCAGUUUGGGCCCUCCCUUGCUUCGUGGUGGCCUCCCUUCCUUCCUCUCCUUUCUCCUCCUCUUUCUCUUCCAUCUCCUGCUCAUGCUAUUAAUUUGGAGCUAUUUAAUGGUAGUUUUCAGGGACCCUGGGUCGGUCCCUGAAAAUUGGAGACCAGUACCAGAGGAGGAGAGUCUGGAGGCAGGCGGAUCUGUCGCCUUUGGUCCUGAGCCCUCAUCCUCUGCUGCCUGGCCCUCUUCAGAUGGGUCCCGAAGUGGACCCGCCAUAGGUUUCUGCAAUCAAUGCCGCAACGGAAAGCCACCACGGUGUCACCAUUGCUCCGUCUGCCAGAGAUGUGUUCUUAAGAUGGAUCACCACUGUGUUUGGGUGGUAAAUUGUGUCGGGGUACGCAACUACAAGUUUUUCCUUCUUUUCUUGCUAUAUACAUUCCUGGAGACAACAAUGGAUGUUUUGAUAUUGCUUCCCAGUUUUAUCAAAUUCUUCAGUGAAGCAAAGAAUCAUUCUACAUCUCCUGGCAAACUAGCUGUCAUUUUUGUGGCCUUUGUACUAAAUUUAGCUUUCGCAAUGAGUCUUCUUUGUUUCCUGGUUAUGCAUGCGUAUCUUGUGUCAAGCAACACGACAUCAAUUGAGGUUUAUGAGAAGACAAAGGAGAUCAGGUGGAAGUACGACUUGGGCAGGAAGAAGAAUUUUGAGCAGGUUUUUGGCACAAAAAAGGCGCUAUGGCUCUUUCCAUUGUUUUCAGGAGAGGAUUUGGAACAAAUACCAGCACUUCAGGGCUUGGAGUUCCCAACACGGUCAGACAUAGAGAUUUGAAGCCUUUGUUCACCCCCCUAGGGGUUGUUCAGCUGCUUUGUAUUUACCCGUGAUUAAUCACGGUGCCUUUUAUCUGGCAAUGUAGACAUCAGAUUUCCAUGGUGGCAAUUAAUUGCUUUUUCUGUACAACCCGUGUAUUAUUUUUAAUCCUUUGGUUAGAUCUACGGAUUGAAUAUCUAUCCUAGCACUUGCAUCCCUGUAAUAGAAAUUUAGAUUAGCUGUUGAUAUCAAACUUUUCUACUUACUUGCAGACGAGCAUCUUUCCAAAUUCUUUGUAGUCCAUCUUUGGAUGUUUGAUAUUUUUUCUGAAUUCUUUGUA
Molecule: messenger RNA, 1442 nt
Organism: Punica granatum (pomegranate)
Lineage: Eukaryota; Viridiplantae; Streptophyta; Magnoliopsida; Myrtales; Lythraceae
Source: RefSeq, a predicted model, not a curated record